Nilaparvata lugens (brown planthopper) is the source of this 5093-nucleotide messenger RNA. RefSeq names its product ral guanine nucleotide dissociation stimulator-like 1 (gene Rgl). Gene Ontology annotation, biological process: Ras protein signal transduction; positive regulation of GTPase activity. The record is from RefSeq and is a predicted model, not a curated record. Gene Ontology annotation, molecular function: guanyl-nucleotide exchange factor activity. NCBI's taxonomy places the organism in Eukaryota, Metazoa, Arthropoda, Insecta, Hemiptera, Delphacidae. Gene Ontology annotation, cellular component: plasma membrane.
UUCGAUUCAGUCUAGUUGUGGUAGCCGGAUUUGUAGGGCGUCGAUCUUGUUGUUCCGUCGCGCGAUUUCCGGAUUUCCAGUAGAUCGAAAUUGAAGUCCAUCUCGUGAUUUUCCGAUUUCAGAACUGAUCUGGUUGAGUUGUGAAGUUGUGCAUCUAGAACCAGAAUAUUAGCGCGUACAAGGCAAUUUUUGUGUAGCUCAACAGUAAAGUGCCGGGUUUGUUUCAUUUUUUUAGUACAGUGUUUAAAACUUUGGAAAAGCGUCAAAAGUUGUAUUUCAUCAAGUGGUUUUCUUCACUUCAGUAAAAUUGAUGAAUAAGUGAUUUUUCAAAAACAUAUCAGUCAUUCAUUAAAACACCUACUUUUAAAGAAAUUUGAGCAAUUUUACAAAACUGUCAAUCGAUCCUCCAUUGUAUGAAUCUCAGUGAAAAUUCUAACUAUACUUCCAAAUUGUUAUCAGGUUCUCAUGAUGCAAUAGCAGACUGUUGAUUACAGCAUUGUGGGAAGUUUCGUUGUAGUUCGCUUUGAUAAGGAUAAGAAAUGCAAUCCACCCUCAAACUAAAUAUCCUAUUCAUUUGAAGAUAAACAUGAUUUAUUUGAACUAAACUGAUAACAAAGAGUGGUUUUGGUAUAAUAUUAUGUUUCAAGUAGUGUUACUUUGCUGAAACUCGAUGCCAGAUGAGUUCUGUGCUGCUCAGAUAUUGGGUUUGAUUGCAUAAUUUGGACUAUUGCUGAUAGAUAAGGAGUUUUUCCAAAGAAAUAGUUUUUACUGUGAAAAUAGGAGCUUCCAGUGUUUAGGCCUACACACAUAAAUUUGAAUUUGAAGAUAUCUCGGUCCUUUUGAUAGAUUCUUGAACUAUUAUUCAACGUCAAUGGUUUAUACAAUAAUAUAAAUGCAAUGUUAUCUACACAUUCUUUGUUGUUGGCUUUGUAUUACAGUACUGAAAUCUACGUCUGAUGUUUAUUGAGUGAAGGAUUGGACCAUUGAAUUAGAAGCACCAUACAUAGCGUACCAUCUGAUAUUCGAUUUCUACUGUUAUUCGUUCUUGAACUGUAAUUCGUGGUCAAUUGUUUCUACAGUAAUAUAGAGGAAAUAAUAUUAUCCUACACAUUCUUUGUUGAUGGCUCUGUAUUACUGAAAUCUACCUCUGAUGUCUGUUGAGUGAAGUAUUGUGCCAUUGAAUUAGAAAAACCAUACAUAGUCCUAUCGUACAUCUAAUAUUCAAUUUCUACUAGUUCUCUCCACCGUAAAUUGUUUCAUGUGUUAAAAUUUGCGACUUAUUUGUGUUCACCGACUGUGCUCUAGAAAGAAUGGGAUCUGAAUCAUCAGUUGUCAAUAGUGUUGUUUGCUUUACCGGCUGCACAAGCAGCAGUCUAUCAUGGCUGCUGGGUUGAUUGGUUGUGUUGUGUCGUGUGAAAAGUGUUGUGAAACAUGCUGUGGACCAGCUACAUUCACCCGAAAGCGACCGCCGAGGUUGACCUGGCCACUCCGCCUGCCCGGGGCGGCAGGUCCGCCUCUUCCGGGGGCGGCGGAAGCAUCCGCGGCUUCCUCUUUCACUGCCCCUGCACGGGGGCGGCUCUGCAGCCCAACUCCAUGUCCACUUGGUAUGUCAAGCAACCGACUUGGAGACUCUGGGGGGAAGAGCGCACUGAUGGAGCAGUAUUCACUGUCUAUCUGAAGAAAGUUCGCUAUCACCGCCCUACAAAAAGUAUUUCAUCUGUGAGUAUUAACCCAGCCAUCACACGUUUACAUUUGUAUGAACAACUGGCCAACAAUGAAUUAGACCUCCCUGAAUCAGUAACUGAACAACACAGAAAAACUCUAGUCCUGGCGCUGCACGUAUGGUUAGAUUCCUAUCCUGAAGACUUCAGGGAUCCUCCACUCCAUACCACUCUGUAUCAGCUGCUCUACUUUGCCCAAACGCAUCUUCCAGAAUCGGAGCUGCAGCUAAAAGUCAAACACAAGCUUGAUCGUUUCACACGGGACGAUCAAAUGUUUGAUAACUGUUCAUUGUUUCCUGCCGAAGCUCUUUGUAAUCAACUAAAUGGCUCUCAUAAUGUUCCAUACAAUUUUCCUGAUGUACCUGAGAGACACUUCGCCGAACAGCUAACACGCAUGGACAUGGAGCUGUUCAAAAAGGUGGUGCCACACCAGUGCCUGGGCGGGAUCUGGUCGCGGCGGGACAAGUCGCGCAGCCAGGAGGCGGCCACAGUGCUGGCAACUGUCAACCAGUUCAACGCUGUCUCCCUGCGAGUCAUCAGCACCACCCUCAUGGACCCGGACGCACGGCCUUCGCAGCGCGCCAUCACCAUUGCCACCUGGAUAGAUGUUGCUCAGGAAUUGAGAGUACUGAAAAACUUCUCCUCCUUAAAAGCUAUCAUAUCCGGCUUACAGUCAAAUCCUGUUUAUAGGUUACAGAAAACAUGGCAAGCUUUACCUAGAGAUAAGAUAGAGUUAUUCGAAGAGUUAGCCAGGAUAUUUAGUGAAGAUAACAACCAAUGGGCACAGCGAGAGCUGUUGAUGAGAGAGGGCACUGCCAAAUUCGCUGACACGGUUGGCGAGAAUGAUCGACAACUGCAGAAGGUCAUACAGAAGCAAGCGCACAAUAGUGGAAAUAUUAGUCAUGGUACCAUCCCUUACCUGGGCACUUUCUUGACAGACUUGACAAUGAUAGAUACAGCCAUUCCAGAUACCCUCUAUGAGGGACUUAUUAACUUCGAUAAACGGAGAAAAGAAUUCGAAGUUUUAGCUCAGAUAAAGCUGCUGCAAGGUGCUGCUAACGCAUAUAGUAUUCAUGAAGACUAUUCGUUCGAUCGUUGGUUCGACUCCAUAUUAACGUUGGAUGAUCGAGAGGCUUACCAACUCUCGUGUCACAUUGAACCCCAUGGUGUUCCACUUCCUUCUUCUAUUAUCUCUAGUACAACAACCUCUAUUAAUAAAUAUAAGAAACGUCCAGCGCUGGGACAUAGGAAAAAUGAUUCAAUAACUAGUACUUCGAGCAGCUCAAGCAGCCAAUUUUAUUAUGAUCUGAGUAUCGAUAGUUCCCCCUCUUCUCCUCAUGAUUCUCUUGACAGAAAAGCAUCUCCGUCGCAGAUGUCAUCUUCGUCGAGCAGCUCGUCUCUGGACGUGUCGGUGAGCAGCAACAACACCAGCAGCAUGUCGGCCGGUAACAGCAGCACGGUCACCCGCUCUCCCGCCCAAGUCACGCCCGACUUCUAUAUCAUCAAAGUUACUUAUGAGACUGAUUCUGUAGAGACCGAAGGUAUUGUACUAUAUAAAAGUAUUAUGCUUAGUAAUAAUGAAAGAACGCCGCAGGUCAUUCGUAAUGCAAUGCUCAAGUUGGGACUCGAAGGAAAUCCCGACAGUUACACUUUGGCUCAAGUUCUUCCUGACAAGGAAAUGAUUCUACCACCAAACGCGAACGUGUACUAUGCAGUGAAUACAGCUUAUAAUUUGAACUUCAUGCUCCGGCCAAAGACACAAUCCAUCACACAGAUCCAGACCAACGAAUCUCAGAGGUCAUCAAAUAGCAAGAAAUUUUCAUCUCCAACUUCAUGACAAAACCUCCGGUAUCCAUAAUUUAAUUUAUUUCAACACUAGCUUCAACUCUUCCUUAUUUCGAGCUCUUGCCUUCGCCAUUCAUAAAAUGAUUGGUUUAGAAUCACAUUUUAAUUGUGAAAAGCUGGAUGGAAUUGUAAUGAAUCAUUAUUAUUUUAUUCUAUCAAUUCUCAGUAUCCCUUCAGUUAUUAGACUGAAUAGUUUUUUCAACUAGUACGCUUACAAGAAUUAUUUUUUUGAUGGAAAACUUUAAGGACUAGAAUCCUAUUUUUCCACUGUAAGGCGUUCAAUAACAACUAUAAACAAGUAUUAACGAAUAAUUCUGAUUGUGUCUGGCUUUGAUUCCGUGGCAUAAUGUUUAUCACCUUGUAGCAUUUUGUCACCUUUACUCAUACAAAGUUCUUGAAGUUUUCAAUUUUUACAAAAGAGCUAAUUCAAUUCUUUGGCAGUUCAAAUUCCUUGAAAAGUUCAGAAUGUAUAGAAUAAAUCAUGCCUCAUAUCCCUGAACCAGAAUUAUGAACAUCUUACCUUAUUCAAAUUCGAAUACUUUGAUAUGCUUCCCUCUCAAUUACUCGUUGUAGUUGAAAAUUCAUAAAAUGCUCAAAUCUUGUUGGCAAAAACAUUAAAAUUUCAAGACUUGAAUAUCUACUCUCAAAUCUGUUUAUCAUAAAAUAUGUUUUGGCUACAUCGAAACAUCAUAGAUGUAGAUGAAUAUUGGCAACUUUUGACUUGAAACAUCUUCAAGAAAAUAUCUUCUUCAAAUAAAAAUGGUUGAAAUCCUCGAGAGAAUAAUAUUUUCGAAGAAAAAUAGCAUGAUGAAAUUAAGGGCUUUUGUGAUAAUAAGCUGUAAGUUUUCAGCCUUGAGCGAAUCUCACAAAUAUGCUACCAGUCACAUAUAAAACAUUUUAGAAUGGUCAAGUUUUAAUAUAAUUUAGAAAGUGAAUAAAUUGAAUUAUUCACUAUCAUUAUAAUAAUCUUCCAACAUUCAAUCUUUUAACCAAAUAACUCCAUAGGUUGGUUUUAUCCAAUUACUUCAAGAACUAAGCGUCGAUAACUUCAGUAUUAUUAUAGUGUUAACUCAUAGUUUAUUGUAAAAUGUAGUAAUCUUUAAGGGCACUUGGAUAUCUAUUUAGCAGCUUUCGAAGAAUAAAUUUUAAACAUUUGAGUAGCGGUAACAAUAUAAUAUAAACCAUUGUUCUAUUGUUACUAUAUCCUAGAAAGGAAAUAAUAGAUUAUUUUUUCGCAGUGCUGUAGCACUAAUAGAAUAAGAAAUUAUAUUUUUUCGAUAACUGUGAAUUGAUUUUUUUAAAAAUUGUAAACAUUUCUACACAUUUAGGUAUUUUACACUCCUUAAAGAGAGAUUGUGGUAGGAGGAGGCUAGAAGACUAAACCCCUAGUGAGUUCCACCAUCACAUGUAUAACCUUUUGGCGAGCGUUAUCUGCAUUUCAUGGAGCGUAUUUGCUGCUGUCACCAUUUUAACGUGACUGGAUUCUGUUAUUCUCUCAUGGUGGUGUGAAUGUCAUGACCACCAGAA